AUGACGGCAGGCGCCGCGUACGCCUUCACCAAGAGAUUGUACAGCAAGUGCUUCGGAGACGGUCUCGCCAUUGCUGAGCAGGCCACUUCUUCGUGUCUAUUCAUGAAGAUUCCCCUCGAGGUCCGCGUGAAGAUCUAUCAUCUUAUCCUCAAAGUCUCCGGCUUUCGCCUGCUUGUCGGCAACAGAUCUUUCGUGGCUCACGACGAGAGGGUCCCUAUCUGGGAGACCUGCUCUCAAGACGCUCUCACUAUGCCUCCCGUCCAAAGUUUCCUUGCGCUCCUCUCGGUGAACAAGGAUAUCUUCGAGGAGGCCAUGCCUGAAUUCUUCCGCCAGAACCACUUUCAGUUCACAGACAUGAGCAGCCUGAAGGAGUUCUUCCACAACAUCGGCCCAAUCAGAAGAAAGCAUAUGCGCAAUGUGUCUGUUCACUACGACAACCUCUCGGUCGCCGCGGCUGGAGCUAGGCUCCUUACAGAGUCUGAUACGCUCCAGAAGCUCACUCUCAUCAUGUCUGCCCGUAAGGAUCCUGCUGGUCACUUCAUGAUCAACCACAGCCGUCGCAAGUUUGCAACCUUGAGCAAGAUCCCUGGUUUCUCGUCUCUGAAGCGCCUUCGUGGCAUUCAGCAGUUGACCUUCGACCCUCAUCGUGACCAUGCUGUCGCUGACGCUUUCCUGCGUCCCCUCAUCACACAGCCUAAGGUUGUCAAGAAGGUCCAGACAGUUCUCAAGCGCAAGGUUGAAUCAGACGACGAUACCGCCGCCAGAAAGAAGUCCAAGGAGACUUGA
Aureobasidium namibiae CBS 147.97 is the source of this 786-nucleotide messenger RNA. RefSeq lists its product as uncharacterized. Lineage: Eukaryota; Fungi; Ascomycota; Dothideomycetes; Dothideales; Saccotheciaceae. The coding region runs from base 1 to 786 and encodes 261 amino acids. The record is from RefSeq and is a predicted model, not a curated record. The transcript has a single exon.